AUGGCGCCAUCUGUCAUCACUGGAAGUUGCCUCUGCGGGCACAUUCGAUAUGAAGUUUCUAGGGCUCCGGUAACCACUCUUCUGUGUCACUGUGAUAAUUGUCGCAAAUGCACCGGUUCUAGCUUCAUGGCAAACAGUUUCUACAGCAAAGAACAACUACGUAUUAUCGCUGGAGAAGAUGUUCUCAAAGUCUACGAGGACAAGAACCAGGAAUCAGGCAGAGUUCUCUCCCGGUCUUUCUGUUCCAACUGUGGUUCGCCUUUGUUCACCACCAGUCAAGGAAUCCCCGAAGGCGAAAAUGCAGUGGCCAUAACUUCGGGCACAAUGGAUCUAGAGCCUUCUAAAAGCGAGUGGACGCCUCUUCAGGAAUUUUUUUGUCAAAAGCGGAGGGGGUGGCUGCCAUCCUUGGAAGGGACGAUCACCCAUGAUACUGUGCCUCAGGUCUUGUAG
Penicillium lagena is the source of this 450-nucleotide messenger RNA. Its product is annotated as GFA family protein. The coding region runs from base 1 to 450 and encodes 149 amino acids. Gene Ontology annotation, molecular function: carbon-sulfur lyase activity. The transcript has 2 exons. The record is from RefSeq and is a predicted model, not a curated record. NCBI's taxonomy places the organism in Eukaryota, Fungi, Ascomycota, Eurotiomycetes, Eurotiales, Aspergillaceae.